AUGUCAAAUAUCGAGUUGGUUUAUUUUAUUGGAUAUGUAGAUGAGUGGUCUGAACCAGAGAUGACCAAAACGAAGAUGGGAAAAGAUAGCAAAUACAUGAACUUGCAAUUGCUGGAUGAAGAGGGUAUCAAGUUAAACUGCACUUUAUGGGAUGAGUAUUGCGAUGAGAUGUUUGGUUAUAUUCAGAGUCAUAAAGAAGAAGUUCAUGUUGUUCUGCUUGUGCAGUUUGGUAGUUUCAACAAGUAUAAAGGGAAGACGACGCUAUCUAAUGCUUUCCAUAUAACAAGGCUGUUUAUCAAUGCUGACAUAGAGGAGAUUCGUUCAUUUAGAACAAAGUUUGUUGAGAAGAUAUGUAAAACAUCUUCUAAUGGUCAGAAAUCAAUUGGUUCAUCUGGAAGUAUAAGCGUUGCAGAUGACUUUUUAGUGAAGCAUCCGUUUUCCUAUUUUCGUGAUAUUACGCUCUUGGAUAAGCCUUGUGAGGUCAUAGUUCUUGGUACGAUCAUGGGUGUGGAUGAUAAAGAUGAUUGGUACUACCUUGGUUGUGAGGAGUGCACUCGGAAGGUUGAGACAACUAUGGUCAUUGAGGAUGCUGAAGACGGUGCUGAAGAACCGAAUUUUAGGAUUCCAAUAAGAGUACAAGAUUAUGCAGUUAUUGCCUCUUUGACUUUGUUCGACCGUGAAGCUAGAAAAAUGUUGGGUAUGACAGCAAUUCAAUUGCUUGAGAAGUGUAAAGUGGAUCAGGCAUCUUUGGAAGAGAAAACCAUUCCCUAUCAGUUUAAAUCUUUGAAUGAUAAGAAGUUUGCCUUCAAGAUUCAAAUUAGUCAAUUCAAUAUUGACAACCAUAUUGAUGGUUAUGUUGUUCAUAAGUUGGUGAAUGAUGCAGCAAUCAUUGAGUCCUUGGAGAGCCGAAUUCCAGCUGAUCAGGGUGUGGACGAGGCGGCUGCUGAUGUUUCACUUAGUGAUAUGUCAACUGGAAACCCUUUUGCUCUAAAGGAUGCUGUGGAUUCUAUUGGUGAUAGCUUCACACCCGAUUGCACAUCUAAAGAUUGUUCUAAAACUUCGUCUUCGGAAUUGAAACGUAACCUUGCUAACGUGUAUGAAGUUGAAGAAAGCACAUCUCUAUCAUCAACAAAGGUUAAAAAGGCUAGUGUCUCGGAUGUUCAGGUUGAUGAUGAAACGAUUUUGCUGGAUAUGCCGAAGCGUGCAAAACGUCAACCUUUACCUUCAUUUCCACUUCCUAUUGGUGUUGAACCUUCCAAUAGUGCUGUUGGUAGAAGACCUUUGUCUAACAUUACGAAUUUUGAUCCUAAUCAAGUUGAGCAUCAAGACUAUGCUGAACGUAGAAAGUUAAGGAAAUUGUAUUUGGACAAUAAAAGAAGAAAUGCAAAUAAUAAAUCGUCCACUUCACAAAACCCCAUUCGUUCAUCCAACGUUUCAUCAUCCGAUACAAAUUUUCUUAUAAUGAUGUUGAGAAUAAAAAAAUCAGCUGAACGAAGAAGAUUAAAGAAACUACAUGAAGAUAAUAAGAGACAUAAUGUGACCAACAAGUUAAACACAACAGAAAACGUAAUUCGAUCAUCCAAUGUUUUUUCAUCCGAUACAAAUGAUUGCCGUGUUGUAACACCAAUUCCUUCAUCAUCUUAUAUCAAUACUAUUGAUCGGCGUAUCUUGCCAACCACACCUUUAACAAAUCCGUACGAGGCAUAUACAUCAGUUGAAGCUGAAAGAAGUCCAUUGGUUAAUAUUACAAACGUUGCUAUUAAUGAUCUUGAGCAUCAACAAUCAGCUGAACGAAGAAAAUAUAGGAAAUUACGUUUGGAUAAUAAGAGAAAUAAUUUGAGUAACCAAUCUUCUAUUUCAAAAGAUGUUACUCGGUCAUUCAAUGUUUCUGCAUCCCAUACAAAUGAAUGCCGGAUCGUAACACCAAUGCGUUCAUUCUCUUAUAUCAAUACCUUCGAUCCACGUUUUGAUUCAACCACACCUUUAACAAAUCUGUCUGAAGCAUCUACUUCAGGUGUAAAUAGGAAACAAAGAGGUAAACAAAGGUUUUCUACUAAUCAGGGUAGAAACGUAUAUCCUAUUCCAAUGCUUGAUUUAUCUUCUGACGAUCAUAUUAUUCCUCAACAAUUAGUUGAAGAUCCAUACAAAGGAGUUUCUAACAAUUAUUUGGAUCAUGGUGAUCAAGUAGUUGUAUGCGACAUAUGUAAUGCUAAGUUGUGGAAAGUUGAGGUCGGAAAAGGAAAGCUUUACUCAGGAAGAACAACUUAUAUGCUUUGUUGUGCUUAUGGAAAAGUACAUCUUCCUAAUUUUAAAGAGACGUGUCUGGAAUAUCAAAGUCUUUUUAAGAGUUUAGACGAAAGGAGCAAGCAUUUCUUACUGAAUAUUCGUCGUUUUAAUUCUAUGUUUUCGUUCACUUCAAUGGGUGGUAAAGUUGAUUCGAAAAUCAAUAGAGGAAAUGCUCCGUAUGUAUACCGAAUUAGUGGCGAGAAUUAUCAUACACUGGGAAGCCUUCUUCCUAAAGAAGGUGGUGAACCAAAGUUUGCGCAGCUUUACAUAUACGACACAGAUAAUGAAGUCUGUAAUCACAAAACCGUAUUUAGUAACUCAAACAAACCAGCUUCCGCAACUUCUAAUAUGCUUGACACUGAACUGAUAGAGUACCUUAAGGUGAUUUUAGAUUCAAAUAAUGAGCUGGUGAAAACAUAUAGACGUGUACGAGAUCGGUUUGUUGAUAAUCCUCAAGUUGACUUAAAAUUAAGGCUUAAGGCAAAUAGGUCUAAAGAUGGUCGUACAUACAACCUACCGACGUCGUCCGAAGUUGCUGCGCUUAUUGUUGGAAACAUUGAGGAAGCUCUUGAUAAUCGUGAUGUAGUUGUUGAGUCAAAGAAAGAUGGUCUACAACGUAUUAGCGAGCUUCAUCCUUCUUAUCUCGCGCUUCAGUAUCCAUUGCUUUUCCCCUUUGGUGAAGAUGGUUACCGGAUUAAUAUUCUUCAUAGAGAAGGAAGGGCAUCAACGAAGUAG
Messenger RNA from Helianthus annuus (common sunflower), 3021 nucleotides. RefSeq lists its product as uncharacterized. Bases 1 to 3021 code for a protein of 1006 amino acids. The record is from RefSeq and is a predicted model, not a curated record. The transcript has 19 exons. NCBI's taxonomy places the organism in Eukaryota, Viridiplantae, Streptophyta, Magnoliopsida, Asterales, Asteraceae.